Prunus armeniaca (apricot) is the source of this 1581-nucleotide messenger RNA. The record is from the annotation of a GenBank genome assembly. Lineage: Eukaryota; Viridiplantae; Streptophyta; Magnoliopsida; Rosales; Rosaceae.
AUGGGCCAUGCUCCAAAUUCCACGAAUCAUCAAAAACUUCAACCGCAACUAGUGAUGAAAAAUACCAUGCUCAAAUCCUCAAGCAAGACCAAGCCCGAGUCAACUCAAUCCACUCCCGCCUCAACCACAACAACAACAAAGACCCACUCACCCAAUCCGCCGCCACCACCCUCCCCGCCAAGUCUGGUCUCCUUAUUGGCUCAGGGAACUACAUUGUCACCGUCGGCCUUGGUACACCCGCCAACCAACUCACCCUCAUCUUCGACACCGGCAGCGACCUCACCUGGACCCAAUGCCAGCCAUGUACUGGGUCUUGUUACAACCAGACUAAGCCCAUCUUCGACCCUUCUCUCUCCGCCUCAUACGAAAACAUCUCAUGUACCACCGCCGCGUGUACUCAGCUCUCAUCCUCCGGCAUCGAACACGACUGCUCCACCUCCAACUCCGCCUGCCUCUAUGCCGCCGAGUUUCCUCUUCGGCUGUGGCCUAGACAACGAAGGCCUAUUCAGCGGAUCCGCCGGUUUGCUCGGUCUCGGCCGGAGCAGCAUCUCCUUGGUCGAGCAAUCCGCCAAUAAAUACAACCGGUUCUUCUCCUACUGCCUCCCAUCGACUUCCAGCUCCACCGGUCACCUCACCUUUGGCGACGGAGGCUCUCCUAACGGCGUUAAGUUCACGAAGCUCAUCACUUCAUCCCAAAGCGAAAGCGCGGCGUCGCUUUACGGCCUCGACCUCGCCGGCAUCAACGUCGGGGGGAGCCAGCUGUCGAUUGCGCCCUCAGUCUUUCCGUCUUCGGGAACGAUCAUCGACUCGGGGACGGUGAUCAAGCGGUUGCCGGCGACGGCAUACGCCGUGUUGCGGGGCGCGUUUCAGGAGGCUAUGAAGAACUACACGCUGACCAUGGGCGAUUCGUUGCUGGACACGUGUUACGAUUUCAGCUGCUUGGACACGGUGUCGUAUUCGAAGAUAGCGUUUGUGUUUGGGGAUGGACUUACGGUGGACUUGGACGCAUGUGCCAAUUGGUUUUAUUUUUUAUUUUUAGAAUUAAAAAAUAUAAUGGUAUUAUCCUUCGUUAAUUCCUUCGUUUGUAACUGUACAUUGAAUCUUUUCCACGCUCAAAUCCUCAAGCAAGACGAAGCCCGAGUCAACUCAAUCCACUCCCGCCUCAACUACAGAAUCCACCACCCAUUCACCCAAUCCGCCGCCACCACCCUCCCAGCCAAGUCCGGUCUCCUUCUGGGUUCAGGAAACUACUUUGUCACCUUCGGCCUCGGCACGCCAGCCAAGCAACUCUCCCUCGUCUUUGAUACCGGUAGCGACCUCACCUGGACCCAAUGCCGCCCAUGUCUUCGAUCUUGUUACAGACAGAGCGAGCCCAUCUUCGACCCUUCUCUCUCUGCCUCAUACAAAAAAUUAUCCUGUACAUCCGCCACGUGUACUAAACUCUCAUCUGCCGUCAUCCAACACGGUUGCUCCUCCGCCUCGUCCUCCUGCGUUUUACGGCAUCCGGUACGGAGACGGGUCCUUCUCCAUCGGGGAUUUCGCCAAAGAAAAGCUUACAUUGACCUCCACGGACGUUUUUGA